UAACUUCUUUAAAUUUAAUCACAUUUGUUAUUCAGAUCUUUGUCAUGUAUCAACGUGAUAAUAUUAUAUACUAAUAAUGUCAAUAUCCCAGGCUGAUGAAAUGUCCGGGUCCGGUGAGCUGCGGCCCAGUCAGCAAUGCCUACAACCUCUCGAGUUUGAAGAUUGUUUGACUGACAGCCCAGCGUUUAGAGAAAAUUUGAAAAGUCAUGAGAAAGAAAUCGAAAGUUGUUCUGGCGUCUUAAAGCAACUUCAAAAUGAAAUGAAAAAGCUGUUGCAGAUUGAGGAGGAACUUUCCAAAUGCCACAAACAGUUUUCGAAUACUAUAAGCAACAUUUCUUUUAAACCAAUCGGUUCUCAAACGGAAGAUGACAUAGAAACAGAGAAUGCUUUCCGAAAGUUUGGGGAAGUUAUGGACGAAAUAGAAGACCAAAGGGAUAGGUUCAUAAGUAUAAAGAACAACUGUGCAAUGAAACGCCUGGAUCGAUUUAGGAAAAACGAUAUUGGGAGGUGUAAAGAGGCCAAACGAAAGUUUCAUAGCCAGACUGAAAAAUCUUGUGCCAGUUUAGAGAAGUCGCUGGGUGCAAAGAAAAACACUAAAGGAAUUGAUGAUCUUGAUAUCAAUUGCAAAGAAGAAAGAGAGAAUUUGUUUAAGAACUCUUUAUACUAUGUUGAUUCAUUGCAUGAAGUUCAAGAACUGAAGAGAAUAGAAGUUUGUGAGGCACUACUGCAGAUCAUGUUUGCAUGGAAAACCUUCUAUCACACUGGUUACGAGGCUUUUAACGAGUUUGAAUCUUAUUCACAAGACCUCUCCCUGCGGCUGCAGAAUCUAAGGGAUACCUUCGACCAUGAGAAAGAAGAAGCUGACAAGUUAAAAGAAAGAGUAUCUAAAAAGCUGACUACUGGAAGCACUUCGUCAUCUCCUGACACAAGACAGGGUUACUUGUACUCUAAAGAGAAACUUGCUGUUGGUUUUGGUCACUCUUGGCUCAAGUACUUCUGUGAGUAUUCACGGAAGCACAAGACUUUGACCUUGAGAACGUAUAAUCAACCACAAGGACGAGUGGGGAACACAGACCAGAUCAAUGUUACUAAUGUUGUGAAGAAACGUACCGAUGAUAUUCCAAGAAGAUUCUGCUUUGAAGUGACUUCAGCUGAUGGAAAAGUUUGGGUACUUCAGUCUCUAUCGGAAGAGGAUUUGAAGAAUUGGAUGGAAAUAAUGGAGGGCAAAGAAGCAACGUUCGCUGAGCCAAUGCAAGCUGCCAAGUUAAGAGUUCCUCACGAAGUUGGAAUGGACUUUGUCAUCAAGUGUAUUGAUAGGCUGACAGCUCUGGGGCUCAACGAGCAGGGUAUAUAUCGUGUAAGCGGGGCUCAAACAAAGAUGACAAAACUUAUCGCAAACACUUUUGAGGACAAGAAUGUAGAUGCUGUGUUGGAAACGGACGACGUUAAAGUCAUUGCAUCUGCUCUGAAAUAUUACUUCCGUGAAAUCCUUCCCGAACCUCUGUUGACCUUCAGCCUCCACGCAGACUUUCUUGAGGCAAUGAAAACAGAAAAUCGAGAACAAAAAAUCACAAACCUCUCGAAUGUUGUGACUCGGCUCCCCAAGAUGAACUAUGAGUGUCUGAAACUACUAAUCAAACAUCUCUACGACGUAGCUGCUUUUAAAGACGAAAAUCUGAUGCAAGAAAGUAAUUUGGGAGUCGUGUUCGGGCCCACUUUGAUGAGACCUAAGGAAGAAACUGUUGCUAGUAUUUUUAAUAUAAAGCAUCAGAACAUUCUCAUAGAAAACUUGAUAAUCGAGUAUGAUGCCAUCUUUGAAGGUGGAAAGAUGAACGAGAAGUACCAAACACUUGUUAAUUCCCGUAACUCUAGCAGGUUGCAUCGCCGCCCCAAAAAGGAUAAGAUCGCACCUCGACCUCCCAGUCAGUUGUCCACAGUGGAAACAGACCGUACUCAAAAUCCAUUCGGCUCGUCUGAUGAAGAGUCUCCUAGUCCAGAGUUUAACAGAUACAAAAACAUCAGUAGCCACUCCUCUCCGCACCUGUAUGCUAAUAGUCCCAGAAAUUCUAUAUACGGCAAUACAACGUCCUCACAGCGAAUGGCUAAUCCAUCUCCAGUGCUCAACAGAUGGCCUCCUGACAAAUCUUACCAGCCUUCAACUCCUCCCCAAAAACCUGCCAAGACUCUGACAAGAAGCAAUUUGGGGCUGGGUCGGACUGCAGAAGCUUUGUACGACUGUGAUGCUGAAAAUUCAGACGAGCUUUCCUUCGCAGCUGGUGAUAUUGUAACCAAUCUGGAGGAUGCAGAAGAAGAUGGUUGGUGUACGGGCUCCUGUCGGGGACACCGAGGCCUUGUUCCGAUGAACUUUUUAAAGGAACGCAAUGUAUCGAACAUUAGCUAUGCUUCUAUCGCUUUCGGACUACCGAUCUACUCAAUGACAAGUUUAGCCAGUGCGCCACGUUUUGUACUAAUAUGGACAUAUCUCAGGUUGUCAAUGGAACAGAAGCAUGUAAGUGAAGCACUUAAAGAAAAGAAACUCGCUGAAGGAGCUCUCAAAACAUCUUUUUUCGGAAACUGGAAAGCAGACAACGACACAGCCGCUCACCACUACGAAAAGGCGGGCCAGUUUUUCAAGCUUGGUAAAUCUUGGGCUGAAAGUAGAUCAUGUUACAUUGAAGCAGCAACAUAUUACGAUAGAGCGCGGGUGCUGUUUAGUGCUGGCAAGUGCCACGAAGCAGCUGGUAGUUGUUCGAAGGAGUUAGGUCGUUUUGAUGAAGCACACCAGCACAUUGAGCGUGCAGGCGACUUCUAUACCCAGAACGGGACUGCUUCCACGGCAAUAACUUGCUAUGUUAAGGGUGCUGAGGCACUUGAUCUCAAACUUCCUGAGCAAGCAGCUGCACUUUAUCUCAGGGCUGGAGAGUUAGAAAAAGAUAACGAUCACACCCGGGAGGCUAUCAAAUGUUACUCGGGUGCUAAGAAAAUAUUCGCUCGCACCAAAAUGUACAAGGAAUGUAUCAGUGCUGUGCAAUACACUCGCGAGCUGUACGAGCAGCUAGAAUCGUACGAGCACAUAGAGAAAUGUAACAUGAGUCUUGUUAUAUUACAUUUAGCGAGGGGGGAUUCAGUGGCUGCUAAACAGUCUAUAUCCGGGGAUGUAUCCCUCGUGGCUGAUCAGCUUAUUGAUGCAGUUGAAAAUGGGGACGAUGAGACGAUAAAUAAACUGAAGUCUCACGGAGACAUUGUAUAUUUAGACACUGAAAUAGCUAAAAUAGCCAAGUUUUUAACUCAGGAUGGAGCUGUCAAUGUGCCUUCUUCUCAGCGAUCUAAACCUUCAAACACAACCACCACAUCUUCUAUCUUCCAAUCAGCUGGAAAGAAAUCAAAUUCUCAGAAAGAGGAACUGUUUGCUCGACCAAACAGAACAAACAGAGACGAGCUGUUUGCCAGGACUAAACCGUCAGGAGAUAGCGAGAAGAGCGAGUUGUUUAGUCGUCCAGCACCAGUCACUCAACCAGCAACACCUGUGUACCAGUCAGCUCCUGUCGCCAGCAAUUUAGGGGACAAUUCUAAUCCAUUCGGAGAAGACGGCGCUAACCCUUCUGGAGAUAAUCAGGGUGAAUCACCGGACCAAACAUCGGACUCUAAUCCAAUCGUAGAGGCUGAUAACAAUAACCCAUUUGAGGAGGAUGAUGAAGAGGACUUGUGUUGAAUAUCACAUCAUGUCACGUGUUCGUCUUUAUUUGGACUUUUCUAGCUGGUCUAGAACAGUCGUCAAUGUGUUACACUUCAUUUGAUGGUAAUUUAUGU
Bolinopsis microptera is the source of this 3810-nucleotide messenger RNA. Its product is annotated as rho GTPase-activating protein 26-like. Gene Ontology annotation, cellular component: cytoplasm. NCBI's taxonomy places the organism in Eukaryota, Metazoa, Ctenophora, Tentaculata, Lobata, Bolinopsidae. Gene Ontology annotation, molecular function: protein binding; GTPase activator activity. The record is from RefSeq and is a predicted model, not a curated record. Bases 77 to 3712 code for a protein of 1211 amino acids. Gene Ontology annotation, biological process: signal transduction. The transcript has 2 exons.